AAAGUUUUUAUUAUUGAUCGCACGAGAAAAAAAAAUCGAUUUGAUUUUAUAAUAUAUAAACAUCAUGAACAACAACGACAACCAGAAUAAGAAUCACGAUCUUUUUGCUAUGUAAUUCUUGAUCUUUGAUUCAUUAAAUUGAUAAAAAAAAAUUAAAUUUGUCUUUGUUUUAAUGACAACUUUUCAAUGAUGGAUUCAAAAGCUAGUGAUGAUGUAACCCCAACCGCAAAACCUAUUGAAAAUGUUAAUGAUAAAAAUCAAACAUCGAUAACUAAUGAUGAUGAUCCAGGUUCCGAAGGUGAAUAUCGAUCAUCGUCUGCAGAACCAAUUGAAAAACGAUCUCAUUUUCAAUCAUCUACGGUGAAUGGUAGCCAAAAAGAUGUUAAAAAAUAUCUAGUUAAACGAUCAUCGAAAUCACCGAUAAAUUCAAGAUCUAGAUCACCUCGUCGUUAUGUUUCAAUGGACAACCGACGGCGAAAUGAUUUUCGAAGAAAUCGUCCAUUUUCUAAUUUUCGUUCUCGUAAUAACACAGAUAGAUUUGAUCCAGGUUUUAAUCGAAAUCGUCGAUUUCAUCGGAAUAAUAAUUAUCGUAAGCAAAGAAAUUAUUCACAAUCUCCUUCACCACAAUCAAGUUCUCGACAGUCACCAUCAACAAACGGAAAUGUUAACAAAAAUUACGAUACUAAAUUUGGACUUAAUGUGAAAGGUGAUGAUAAUAAUAAUAAUAAUCAAAAAGAAGAAAAAGUAACUGUAUUGAAACCAUCGGAUAUAAAAAAUAGUGCAAAACAAUCGGCAAAAUCUUUUCUUGAUAUGCUUGAAGAGAAAAGAAUGAUGGAAGCUUUUCCUAAAACUACAGUGGUAACAGUUGAAAUGAAAAAACAGAUUCCAGUCAAAAUUCCUAAAUUUGUCAAUACAUUCAACACGUUACAUGGUUUGUCUACACUAGCAGCUGAAGUAAAAUCGAAUGACACUAAACAGAAACAAGAUUCCGAUUCUGAUGGUUCAAAAGCCAUUUUCAAUUCAUCCAGAGAAGAAGGAGAAAUACGAAGCGAUUUAGAUGAACAAGAGAAAAAUAAUUCUGUGAAAAAGACUAAAAAUCGAAAAAAAUUGUUGAAAAAGAAAAAAGCAAUCACUACUGAUGAAUCAUCGAACAAACGUUCUGGUGGGGAAAAAUCAGCAAAAAAACGUAAAAAGAAUAUCCGAAACAAUUUGAAUAAUAAAAAUAAGAAAAGCAAAAAACGUUACAAAGCUUCUUCGUCGUCAUCCACAUCUUCAUCUUCGGAUUCGAGUUCCAGUUCAGGUUCUGAAUCGGAUUCUCGUUCAUCAUCGUCAUCUUCAUCUUCUUCAUCAUCUAAUAAUUCAUCAAGUCAUUCAUCAUCAUCAUCAUCAUCGUCGUCGUCAUCGUAUCGUAUUCGGAUUCAAGUUCUUCAUCCGAUUCCGAAUCCGAUGAUGCAAGUAGCAGCAGAUCAAGUAGUAAUAGUAGUAGCAGCAGCAGCGGCGGUUCAAGUGAUCAUAAACGGAAAAAGUCAAGUAAUAAAGAUAAAAGAAAAAAUUAAAAGAAUUGAAAAAGAAACGUAUCAAGCAAAAAUUGCAGAAAAAAUACAAUCAAAGAAACGUAAAAAACUUUCGAACAGCAACAAGAAAGAUAAGAAAAAAUCGAAAAAUAAAUCAAAACAUUUUAGCGAUGACAAUAACAUGAUAACCGAUGAUAAAGAUCAAGCUUUGAUUUCGAAAACAGAAUGUCAAUCAUCGGCAAACAACACAAUUGUAUCGACAAUUCAAGAAGAUUGGCCCAAAGAAAUGAUUCUUUACACAAAAACCAAACCAGUAGUUCAAUUUUCAAUUAAUCGAAAAUGUAAAAAUGAAUUUAAUGAUCUAUUGCCACGAUUUGAAUCGUAUAACAAAUCAACUGGAAUUGAUGAAUUUGAUUCACGAUCAGCAAUCAGUCAAUCAACAUCGAGUAAAUAUCAGAAUAGUACCCCUAAAGAAAUUGAAGAAAAUGGCGCUGAAAAUAUGGCAACGUUGAUGAUGGGAUCAACCAUCAAACAAGAACAUCGAAAGAAAACCAUCAUUCCAAGUGAACCAAUGAAAUUAGAUAUGAAUCAUGAUUAUGAACAUUAUUAUCAGUAUUAUCGUGAUUCUGGUAUUCCAUAUAUUCAAGAUGAAAAUGAAUUACAUUUAUCAUCACAUUAUUGUGCCUAUUAUAGAAUGUUAAAUAGUUAUGAUUAUAACAGAGAACAAUUAACAAAAUGGUCAUCUAAUCUUGGAUUACGAUUAAUUGAAACUAAUAAAUAUGAUCAUAUGCCUGGCUUGAAACAAGAAACGAAUGGUCAAAAGGAAUCAAACAAUGAAAAUGAUGCCGAUAUUGUCAGCAUACAGAAUAUUAAAGAAGAAAUUAAAAAUGAAGAUGAAAUUGAAGAUAAAUUUCCACAAAAUCAAACAAAUCCAAUUGAAGUGAUUACAACAAAUAAUAUAUCAUCAACAAUAUCAAGUGAUUAUAUCACCUAUCCUAAAUUAUAUCCACCUUAUCAGGAUUCGAUUCUUGUUGAACCUAGUUAUUCACCACCACCAUCACCACCACCAUCAAGACCAAUAAUGACCGUAUUGGAAACAUCUGAUUGGAUUACAUUACCAAAUGGUGUUAAAGUGGCGCCUGGAACCAAACAAAUUAUUGUUCAUCCUUACAAUAGGCCAAUAUAUUGAAUGAACUUUUUGGUUUUUUUUAUAUAUAUAUAUAAAUCCAUCAUUUUCAUGUAAAAACAUUCUAGUU
Dermatophagoides farinae (American house dust mite) is the source of this 2770-nucleotide messenger RNA. RefSeq lists its product as uncharacterized. Lineage: Eukaryota; Metazoa; Arthropoda; Arachnida; Sarcoptiformes; Pyroglyphidae. The record is from RefSeq and is a predicted model, not a curated record.